CAUCUUCAUCUCUCCUUCGUUGUCGGUGCUAUCGCUUUCGUUCAUCGUUUCGCCGAAGCAACGAGAGACUGAAUGAACAUGGAAGGAGCAAAGAGAACUCCACUGAGCGCGAGAAAGAAACCCAUGAGGAAAAGCAGAAGACUUGUCAAGAGUAUCGUCGCUUACCUCAAGUCUGAUUCAUACUUGUACGCUCCUCUGUUUUCUGAUUUCUCGCCGCAGAUAAAGACCCCUUCUCCGUCUGAUUCCGUCUCUCCUCUGGCAGAUAGAUUAGAUUUUGAAGCAGGUAAAUUGCAAGUCACAAACUUGGUUACUAGGGAAGUGUCAACGAGUAGUACAACCAUGAGGGAUGAUAACAACAACUAUAGGAAUCUAAGGUCAGACAUUGCAGAACAUGUAUUGCGUAACGGAAGGAUCAAUUCUCCUAAACGAUCACUUGUUAUCUUAGACGGACAACAAACUGGACUAAGCAGUUAA
Molecule: messenger RNA, 474 nt
Organism: Eruca vesicaria subsp. sativa (arugula)
Lineage: Eukaryota; Viridiplantae; Streptophyta; Magnoliopsida; Brassicales; Brassicaceae
Source: the annotation of a GenBank genome assembly